AUGAAUGGAGAGAGCCGUUGGAUCGGAUCGGAUCGACGGACUGAAUCCAGUCGGCCUAGAGAUGGCGCUUCGUACGGGAGCUGGUCCGGCGACGACCGUGAGAUUUCGCGCCGUCGUUCGUCGCCUGUCGCAGAGUCGCAGCCGCUCCAAUCAAAGGCGGCGGUCGUCGCAGAAGCAGUCGCAGAGCCAGUCACGUACGAGCCGCAGCUGGGCGACCGCGUGAUCGGCGUCGUAACGGGCGUGGCGGGCGACGGCGGGUUGGACAUCGACAUCGGCGCGCGGCUGCUGGCGCGCGUGCCUGCGCGCGACGCCGUGGCGCUGUGCGCGCUAACGGCGGCCGGGGGAAGCGGAGGCGGAGGCGGAGGCGGAGGAGGGGGAGGGGGAGGGGAAGGGGGAACGGUUGUGGAGAGAGGCGGUUCAGAGGACUACGAUUGGCUGGUGCGUGGAGGGCUCUUGCGCGGGGCGCUGGGGGAAGCAGGGGGCGCUCUGGAGGGGGAUUGGGGGAGGGUUGGCGCAGAAGGGGGAGAGGAAGGCGGGUGGGAGGAGGGAGCGGUGGUGGAGGGGGUGGUGGUGGGGGAGACGGUGACGGGGCGGCCAUUGGUGUCAGUGCGCGUGCGAGCCAUGGACAUUGCUUGGGAGCGAUGCCGCCAGGUGGGAGAGAUGAUACCAGGUGGGGGGUGCGAGGUAGGGGGUGCGAGCUACACGGGGCGGCCGUUGGUGUCGGUGCGCGUGCGAGCCAUGGACGUAGCAUGGGAGCGAUGCCGCCAGAUGAGGCGAGAGGGCGAGCCCAUCCGCGUCACCAUCGCCGCCUGCAACGCCGGCGGCCUUGAGGCGCGCCUUGAGGGUCUGAGGGCGUUCUUACCGCUGCCCUAUCUGCUCAACAACCCAGACGGCACCCGCCCUGACCUGCACUACCUCGUGGGGCGGCGCCUGUGGGUGAUGCUGGAGGAGGUGGAGCAACGGGCAAGCCGCCUCAUUCUCAGUGAAGUGGCCGCCAUGGAGUACGAGGUGGCGCGCUCACUGCAGCGGGGGCGGGUGGUGCAGGGCAAGGUGUGUCGCAUCACCCCACACGGCGUCAUGGUGCUCAUCGACCACAUUGCCAAGCGUGCACUACUGCACGUGUCCAACAUCUCGCGCGUGCGGGUGCCGGCAGCAGAAGACGUGUUCAGCCUGGGCGAGCCCCUCACGGCCCUCGUCAUUCGCAAUGACACCAGAGGUGUCGCCCUCAGGCAUUCCACUCUCUCGCUCGCUCAUAUCUCGGCCCUCUUUGCUGCUCCCCUGUGCUCCCCUCUCUCCUCUCUCCCCCCUUUCUCCUCUCUCCUCCACUCACCUCCCCUCUCCUCCCCUCUCCUCCCCUCUCCUCCCCUCUCCUCCCCUCUCCUCCCCUCUCCUCCCCCUCCUCCUCCAUUCUCCUCCACUCUCUCCUCCCUCCCCAUGCCUCAUCUCUCUCCCAUCCCUCCCCUACCUCCCAUCUCCCUUCUCUCCCCUCCCUCCCAUCUCCCGCCUCGCUCCCCUCUCUCCCACUGA
Molecule: messenger RNA, 1527 nt
Organism: Closterium sp. NIES-65
Lineage: Eukaryota; Viridiplantae; Streptophyta; Zygnematophyceae; Desmidiales; Closteriaceae
Source: the annotation of a GenBank genome assembly